This is a messenger RNA of Neltuma alba, 798 nucleotides long. RefSeq lists its product as uncharacterized. The record is from RefSeq and is a predicted model, not a curated record. Bases 1 to 798 code for a protein of 265 amino acids. The transcript has a single exon. Lineage: Eukaryota; Viridiplantae; Streptophyta; Magnoliopsida; Fabales; Fabaceae.
AUGGCUUUAAAUGUAGAGAAUAUCAAGAUGAUAAGGGAUGUCUUUCCUGAAGUGAGAACUCUUUAUGUAGAAAGCUUCAAGGAUGAAGGGGUAACCUUUCCCCAUAGCUUCCUUGAAAGAUUUCCCAUGUUGAAAAAGCUUUAUGUGGAGAAUAGUUCCUUUGAGAAGGUAUUCUCCCCACAAGAUGAGAUUAUCGAUUUUAUGGGGAAAAUCCCACCAUUUGAGAAAUUACACAUUGCCUAUUUGGAUCAACUCAAGAGCAUAUGGAAGGAUGACUCUCAGCUACCACCAAUUCAUCAAAACCUAAUAAAACGCUUGGAAGUCGAAAGUUGUCAUAGCUUGGUCAUGUUGGCACCCUCCUUUGCUUCAUUUCAAAAUAUGCAGAAGCUGUUUAUAUCUGGAUGCCAUCAACUCGUCUAUUUGGUGACAAGUUCAACUACCAAAAGCUUGGUGAGUCUUAAAUGGUUGGGGAUAAAUGAUUGUAAAAAAAUGGAGGAAAUUGUAUUGCAUGAGAACAAUGAAGGUGUAGAAGGUGGAAUCACUCUGAACCAAUUACAGCGGAUUGAACUUACUGAUAUGCCAAGCUUGAAGAUGUUCUCUUCACAAAGUCUGACAUUUGAAUUCCCUGAAUUAGAAGUAAUAGAAAUAACUGGAUGUCAUGAAAUGAAGAUGUUUUGUCCAGGAGCGCUCGAAACACCAGAGUUGUCUAGAGUAAAAAUAGAAGAGCAUGAGAUGAAAUGGAAGGAUAAAAAAGACCUUAACAAAACAGUAGAAAUGCUAUGCUCAGCAAAGGUAUGA